CGUCCAUUGUGAAUGGUUCCCCUUAUUUUUUUGACAGUUUGUCUUCGCACCUUUUUUUCUUUGCCGCAAUUUGACAGAGCUCCUGACGUUUUUACAUAAUAUUCUUCCUAAAGGGUCGAAGUUUAUAUACGAUGUCACUAACGCAAGCUGUACGUAACUGCAGCCGCUUUGCUGCCAAAGCACUGCGUGUAACCGCCGCAGUCUCGUCCACUGCCCAACCACAAAUGCGUAUGAUGCACAGGAUUAGCAUCAACACACCUGCCGUAAGCGUUUUGCUAAAUCAGAAUAAUUCCAUAUGGCAAUCACAAUUUGUGCGAAACUAUUCUGCGAAGCCGCCACUUUCACUUAAAUUGAUAAACGAACGCGUCUUGCUCGUACUGAAACUGUAUGACAAGAUCGACCCCAGCAAGCUCAGCGUUGACUCGCAUUUCAUCAAUGAUCUUGGUCUCGACUCUUUGGAUCAUGUGGAGGUUAUUAUGGCCAUGGAAGAUGAGUUCGGUUUUGAAAUUCCCGAUUCAGAUGCCGAAAAAUUACUCAAGCCUGCUGACAUCAUAAAAUAUGUUGCAGACAAGGAGGACAUCUACGAUUAAGCCGUUAAAAUGAUUAGUUCUAAAAGGAUAGUAAUGCACACAAGUGAAAUGUAAUUUGUUUAAACACAUGAAAUGAGUGUAAUUUACAUUUACUGUUAAACCAAAUACAAACAAAAAACAUACGAA
Zeugodacus cucurbitae (melon fly) is the source of this 716-nucleotide messenger RNA. RefSeq names its product acyl carrier protein, mitochondrial (gene ND-ACP). The coding region runs from base 132 to 590 and encodes 152 amino acids. Gene Ontology annotation, biological process: fatty acid biosynthetic process. Gene Ontology annotation, cellular component: mitochondrion. Lineage: Eukaryota; Metazoa; Arthropoda; Insecta; Diptera; Tephritidae. Gene Ontology annotation, molecular function: acyl binding; acyl carrier activity. The record is from RefSeq and is a predicted model, not a curated record. The transcript has 4 exons.